UUUUUUUUUUGGUUCAUAUUUCUUCUCUUGGUCAUGAUCAUUUCAAGUGGGAUUGCCAAUAUCACUUGUAUUUCCUUCACUCUCCUUUAUAUUGCUGGAUUUUAUCUCUUUGAAGAAACAAGAAGUAAUGGUUUGAAAUUAUCUCGUCAACAUCCUACUGUCAUCAAGUCACGGAUGAAGGCAGUGACCUUAUCCUGUUGUGUCAUCUUAUUCUUAGUUUAUAUCGUUUUGUCUUAUUCUCUUGAUCAGAUGACUUUUAGUACAUUCUUGACACGUUUGGGUUGUCAACCUAUUUUUUUAUGGAACUUGUUACAACCUCUUGUUUUGACCAUGGUCCUUUUUCUUGGCCCUUUAACUAUUUUAUACUUUGACCAACAAUUACCUGGCCAAGUCGACUUUUAUUGGAAAAGAGAUGUAAUGCAAGUGAUUAGUUCAUUGUAUGGACAACGAAACUAUGUGUUUGCACCAUUGACAGAAGAACUUGUUUUUCGAUCAUGUAUGAUUGUUAUCCUUUAUCAAGCUGGUUAUUCUUAUACUUGGUUGAUCUUUAUAUCCCCUCUUUAUUUUGGCUUGGCUCAUUUACAUCAUGGUUGGGAAGUGUAUCAUCAAAUGGGACGUACAAAACAAGCUUUACAAACAGCACUUGUCUCCUCUUUCUUUCAGUUUGGAUUUACUAGUUUGUUUGGAUGGUAUGCCAGCUUUAUAUUCUUACGAACUAGUAGUUUAUGGACUUGUGUGUUGUGUCAUUCCUUUUGUAACAUGAUGGGAUUUCCUGAUAUCAAUGAUAUACCACAUCGUCCUGAUCAUCAUCGUUAUGUCAUCUGGUCAAGCUUCCUCAUUGGUAUCCUAUCAUUUGUUUAUUUAUUAUACCCAUUGACUUGUACUACGAAUUCGUUUUACUGGUCAUGCCCUAUCUAGUUAUUUUUUUUUUUUUGCAUCAAGAUCUUUCAUUCAUCAAUUUC
Molecule: messenger RNA, 962 nt
Organism: Halteromyces radiatus
Lineage: Eukaryota; Fungi; Mucoromycota; Mucoromycetes; Mucorales; Cunninghamellaceae
Exons: 4
Coding region: 34-918 (294 amino acids)
Biological process (GO): CAAX-box protein processing
Cellular component (GO): endoplasmic reticulum membrane
Molecular function (GO): metalloendopeptidase activity
Source: RefSeq, a predicted model, not a curated record